GAUUGCAUGAGAGGCGCGAGAUGGCGCAUUUUAGCAACACCCCAUCUCCUCUCUUAUUUUUUUGUGUCUGGGUCCUUCGGCUUCAUUUGUUUCCCUCUUUAUCCCUCCCAAAACCUAAAAAGGCCCAUCCCAUCCCACCAGAGACUCUCUCUUCUCUUCUUCUAUAUCUCUUCUCGCAGCUUCCGUCUCUUCUCGCAGAUCUCACGCUCUCUUUCGUUUUUUUCCCCUUCUUCUCCUCUCAAAUCGAUCUCAUCGGUUUCUCGGUUGCUCGUCGAUUCCAGAUCAGAUCCAGGAGUUUUGCUGAUUGGUAGAAAAUCUUCCAGAAAAGAUGCAUGGCUAUGAACAAGACCUUGACGAGGAAGCUGGGUAUGACGACUAUUACAGCGAUGAUAAUGGAUUGGAUGAGUAUGAGGAUGACGAGGAGGAAGAACAAGAAGUGCCCCCGAAGGAAGAGUUGGAGUAUCUUGAGUUGCGCCAAAAGAUUAAGGAGUCUAUCAGGAAAAAACAGGGCAAAGGAAGUGUUCCUCCUCAGUCUUCACAAGACAGAAGGAAAAAACUCCCUUACAACGACUUUGGUUCCUUCUUUGGACCUUCACGGCCUGUAAUAUCCUCGAGGGUUAUACAAGAAAGCAAAUCCUUGCUGGAGAAUGAGAUAAAGAACUCCAACCAACCUAAGAAAAGACCUGCACCAACGAGCAGUUCGGGCGAUAGAAAUGUUACCCAGGAGAAGCGUCCUAAACCUGUGAGUGCCGUGAGAAGGAAAGUUGAGACUCUUAAGGAUACAAGAGACUAUUCCUUCUUGUUUUCCGAUGAUGCGGAGCUUCCUGUUCCGAAGAGGGAACCUCUGUCUCGAAGUGGCUCCUUUCGUAACUCUGAGUCUCAAUCUGCUCAAUUGUCAGCGAGGCCCAAACAACAAUCAUCAGGUAUCAAUGGUAGAGCUGCUCAUGGUCCCCCUCCUCGUGAGGAGAAGAGACCCGUUGUUUCAGCAAAUGGGCAUUCAAGACCAUCUUCCUCAGGCAGUCAAAUGAAUCAUUUGAGACCGGGUGCUUCCUCUGGAAGCAAAAUGCAGUCGAGACCUGUCUCAGGGAGACCAGCUUCCUCUGGUAGCAGCCAACUGCAGCAUUCAAGAACGACUCCCUCUGGUAGCCAAAUGCAGCAAAGGGCUGCACCCUCCGGCAGCCAAAGACCUGGUUCCUCAAUAAACCGCCAAGCACCCACAAGACCACAAGGUUCCUCGAUGAAUAGCCAAUCAGCUAACCGAAAUGGCCAACCAAGUUCGAGAUCAGCUCCUGCCAAGGUGCCGAUGGAUCAUAGGAGGCAAAUGAGCAGCAGUGGCCAUGGAGUUGGUCCUGCUAGGUCGGUGUCUACGUCUAAACCUUUACCUUCGAGGACGGCAUUGGAGAGAAAGCCCUCCAACUCGGCGGGGAAGAGCUCUCUCCAGAGUUCCCAGAGACCGUCCUCAAGACCAAUGUCAUCUGAUCCCAGGCAACAACGGCUUGCAGAACAACAGAGAAAGGUUUCUCGUGACCCUACCGCAUCCCGUAUGAUCCCAAAGCAAUCAGCGCCUACCUCAAAACACCAGAUGAUGAGUAAACCAGCGCCCAAGAGACCUCCACAACGUGAUAUAGAUGACCGGAGGCCACUGAAGAAGAAGAAGCCUGCAGUAAUGUCAGAGGAUGCUAAGGCAUUGAGCAUGAUUAGACAAAUGUUCAAUACCGAUCGUUAUGCGGGGCGUGACUAUGAUGACCGAGACAUGGAAGCGGGCUUUGAAGAUAUCAUGAAGGAAGAGAGACGAAGUGCGAGAAUCGCAAGAGAGGAAGACGAAGAGGAAGCGCGGUUGAUCGCAGAAGAAGAAGAGCGGGAGAGACAGAGGAAGUUGAGGAAGCUGAGGCGUUAAAAGUUAGCAGAAACCUUUCAUCUUUGUCUUCUUUUUUAUAUAUGACUUUUAAGUUUAAUGUUAGUGCUCCUCUCAUUCAAAUCUCUUUGGCCGCUUGAGGCAAAAGAGUUUUAACUUCUUUUUUUUUCAAAUUAAGAAUCUUUUGUUCUUGAAAUUGUACAAUUAGAUAAUAAUAUAUUUGUUGGGUCA
Brassica rapa (field mustard) is the source of this 2086-nucleotide messenger RNA. Its product is annotated as protein SPT2 homolog. Gene Ontology annotation, molecular function: DNA binding; histone binding. Gene Ontology annotation, biological process: nucleosome assembly; transcription by RNA polymerase I. The record is from RefSeq and is a predicted model, not a curated record. Lineage: Eukaryota; Viridiplantae; Streptophyta; Magnoliopsida; Brassicales; Brassicaceae. Gene Ontology annotation, cellular component: nucleolus.